This is a messenger RNA of Fusarium oxysporum Fo47, 1008 nucleotides long. RefSeq lists its product as uncharacterized. The record is from RefSeq and is a predicted model, not a curated record. NCBI's taxonomy places the organism in Eukaryota, Fungi, Ascomycota, Sordariomycetes, Hypocreales, Nectriaceae. Bases 1 to 1008 code for a protein of 335 amino acids. The transcript has 2 exons.
AUGUUCUCGGUAGAAGUGUAUUUCGACAUGCUUCUCGGACGAGACUACGGUAGCCUUGCACACUUUCACUUUUUGAAAACGCUCAGGCUUCUUCAAGCAAGAAUAAACAAUCCCAAAGACCCAACGUCUAUCUCAGACGCGACUAUCAUGGUAGUUGUUAUCCUGGGCCUAGCAGCUGAGAUGAUAGGUGACCGGACAGCAGCUGAGAACCAUGCUACUGGUAUGGCAAAGAUAGUGGAUUUGAGGGGUGGGCUUGAGAUGUUGAGAUUUGAUAAUCCCAGAUUACCGGCCAAAGUUUGCAGAGUUGAUAUUGGCCUAGCCCUUCGCUUCGGCUGCAAGCCAGUCUUUUUCGACAAAGACAUGUCCUGGAACCCAUACCUUUCCAGUCAAGAUUUCGUUCGCGGUAAAAGGAAGCAUCCGGAUACGAACCACGACAUGGAAGCCUUUUUGAAAACUCUUGAUCCUAGAUUAUCAAACGUAUGGAGAGAUCUCGAAGAGUUCGCAAAGCUCAGCAACAUCGCCAGCCAAACUGGUCGGAAACUUCAACCCAAUAUCUUUAGCGAAGCCAUGGUAUCUAUUCUGUACCGACUACUCGCUCUGUCUCCCGAAUCAGCUUCAGAGAAUGCUUUCCGACUUGGAAUGAUGACGUUCGCUGCAUCUAUCUUCUUUCGAUGGAGGGAUAUGAAGCAAAGGCAAGCAUAUCUGGAUGAUUCCUUCACGGAUGCCUUAAUAGAGUUGAAGAAGGCCGCGACUCGGCCGCCUUCUACUGUUCUUUUGUGGCUUUUGAUGAUUUGGAGAACAAAUUCUGUUCAAGGUGGCGGUGAUCAAGCCAUUGAGGGGUGGAUUUUGGAGGUUAUGGAUGGUUUGGCGAUAUGUUCAUGGUCUGAACUUCAUAACGUCUUGAAAUCUGUUCUUUGGGUUGAUUGUUUGUUCGAUGCAUCAAGCAAACGAAUCCUUGAGCCUACACUGGAGAAGGCUGCUAGAAAAGGGGCGGGGGUUGAUUCAUGA